Condylura cristata (star-nosed mole) is the source of this 1522-nucleotide messenger RNA. RefSeq names its product BarH-like homeobox 2 (gene BARHL2). Bases 43 to 1227 code for a protein of 394 amino acids. The transcript has 3 exons. Gene Ontology annotation, molecular function: RNA polymerase II transcription regulatory region sequence-specific DNA binding; DNA-binding transcription factor activity, RNA polymerase II-specific. Gene Ontology annotation, biological process: regulation of transcription by RNA polymerase II. NCBI's taxonomy places the organism in Eukaryota, Metazoa, Chordata, Mammalia, Eulipotyphla, Talpidae. The record is from RefSeq and is a predicted model, not a curated record. Gene Ontology annotation, cellular component: nucleus.
GGCGGCGGCUAAGCGGCGGAGUGGCGUGGACCUCAUGUAGAAAUGACAACAAUGGAAGGGGCCAGCGGGUCGAGUUUUGGAAUAGACACGAUUUUGUCCAGUGCCAGCUCGGGCAGCCCCGGCAUGAUGAAUGGAGAUUUCCGCCCGCUCGGCGAGCCCAGGACCGCGGAUUUUAGGAGUCAGGCCACUCCGUCCCCCUGUUCGGAGAUCGAUACCGUAGGAACGGCGCCUUCUUCUCCCAUCUCGGUCACCAUGGAACCCCCGGAGCCGCAUCUGGUAGCAGACGGGUCCCAGCACCACCACCAUCUCCACCACAGCCAACAGCCCCCGCCAGGCGCGGCCCCGACGCAAACUUUGCAGCCUUCGUCCCAGCAGCAGCAGCCACCGCCGCCGCCACCGCAGCAGCAACAGCAGCCGCCACCGCAGCCGCCACCGGCCCAGCAGCUAGGCUCGGCCGCCUCGGCCCCCAGGACUUCCACCUCUUCUUUUUUAAUUAAGGACAUCUUGGGCGACAGCAAACCUCUGGCGGCGUGUGCACCCUACAGCACCAGCGUCUCCUCUCCUCACCACACCCCCAAGCAGGAGAGCAACGCGGCACUCGAGAGCUUCAGGCCAAAGCUCGAACAGGAGGACGGCAAAACCAAACUCGACAAGCGGGAAGAUGCCCAGAGCGACAUCAAAUGCCACGGAACAAAGGAAGAAGGAGACCGGGAGAUCACGAGUAGCCGGGAGAGCCCCCCUGUGAGAGCCAAAAAGCCCCGAAAAGCCAGGACGGCUUUUUCUGAUCACCAACUCAAUCAACUGGAACGUAGCUUUGAGCGGCAGAAGUACCUGAGCGUGCAAGACCGCAUGGACCUAGCAGCUGCGCUCAACCUCACUGACACCCAGGUUAAGACCUGGUACCAGAACCGCAGAACUAAGUGGAAGCGGCAGACGGCUGUGGGCCUAGAGCUGCUGGCGGAGGCAGGAAACUACUCCGCACUGCAGAGGAUGUUUCCGUCGCCUUAUUUCUACCACCCGAGCCUGUUGGGCAGCAUGGACAGCACUACUGCGGCAGCGGCGGCCGCAGCCAUGUACAGCAGCAUGUACCGGACUCCUCCUGCUCCCCAUCCCCAGCUGCAGCGGCCCCUGGUGCCCCGAGUGCUCAUCCACGGCCUGGGGCCUGGGGGGCAGCCUGCCCUCAACCCCUUAUCCAACCCUAUCCCAGGAACCCCGCACCCCCGGUGAAGAAACUGCAGACGCCGCAGCGGCCCCUUCCCCAAGUCCCCUCCCCAGCUCGGACUGCGGCCCCUCCUCUCCCAGCACCGAGCCUUCCGGAGACCCUGAAACCGACCAGGAGGCAGAAAAGGAAGAAAGGAAGACUGUCUCCGCGGUGCUGGGGUCGGGCGGGCGGGCCGCGAGGAGCCAGCCCUCUGUUCUCCAUCUCCCCACCCCCCAGACAGGGCUGGAAAGCUCCUCCACACCAGUGUGACUGGCGAAAACGCUGAACCCACACAAAGUGCGAUCAGUAAGUUUUAAAACA